GGAAGCGAAGCCGCUGCCGCCAGGGGCCGCACAGGGGCAGCACUGGGCGGCGGUCACGUAGGUCAGGUUUCCCGGCUGCAGCGGCGCACGUUGAUCUGUUCCUGUGCCACAGUCCUCGCCGUCCCUCUGCCAUCAUGCCGAUGUUCGUGGUGAAUACCAACGUGCCCCGUGCCUCGGUGCCAGCCGGGCUCCUCUCCGAGCUCACCCAGCAGCUGGCACAGGCCACUGGCAAGCCGGCCCAGUACAUCGCGGUGCACGUGGUUCCGGACCAGCUCAUGGCCUUCGGCGGUUCCAGCGAGCCGUGUGCGCUCUGCAGCCUGCACAGCAUCGGCAAGAUCGGCGGUCCGCAGAACCGCUCCUACAGCAAGCUGCUGUGUGGCCUGCUGGCCGAGCGCCUGCGGAUCAGCCCGGACAGGAUCUACAUCAACUACUACGACAUGAACGCGGCCUACGUGGGCUGGAACGGCUCCACCUUCGCCUAAGGCCAGCCCGGACCCGUCCGCAGUAUUUUGCCUGCCCUGCUCCCAGCGACCUCCACCUCCCAGUCGGUAGAAAUAAACGGUUUGGAGACCGCG
Pteropus alecto (black flying fox) is the source of this 575-nucleotide messenger RNA. RefSeq names its product macrophage migration inhibitory factor (gene MIF). The record is from RefSeq and is a predicted model, not a curated record. The transcript has 3 exons. Gene Ontology annotation, molecular function: phenylpyruvate tautomerase activity; cytokine activity. Lineage: Eukaryota; Metazoa; Chordata; Mammalia; Chiroptera; Pteropodidae. The coding region runs from base 135 to 482 and encodes 115 amino acids.